UGCAGACGAGCUGUGCGCCUGUGCGUCGCUGGUGUGGAGUCAAACGCGCCAGCGCUUGGCGGAUCUCCCAGCCAAGGGCCUGCAGUGUUGCCCGUCCGAGAACGGUCAUCGAGGCGCGUGCAGCGAUCAUUCAGGAGUCACCGCUCAACACACCAUGUUUGACACCGCCCUGGCCUGGCUGCGGGAGCCACAGCAGCAGCUGCAAGCAGCGCUCAGAUGGGCGGCUGUGCAGACGCUGCGAGCUGGUAAACUGCCAAAACACGUAGCCUUUAUCAUGGACGGCAACCGACGCUUUGCCCGUCAACGCCACAUUGCUCGCAUUGCGGGCCAUUCAGCUGGUUUCGACAAGCUCAAGGAGACGUUGCAGUGGUGCCUUGAUCUUGAUAUUCGCAUCGUCAGCGUGUACGCCUUUAGCAUUGAAAAUUUUAACCGUAGCAAGGAGGAAGUUGAUGCUCUGAUGCAGCUCGCGCUCGAAAAGUUUGAAACGCUCCUGGAUGAAAGUGAGGUCUUGCACCAGCACCAAGUGAGCGUGCGCAUCGUCGGCAACAUGGAUCUUUUACCCGAAGCGCUGCAACGCGUCCUUGGCAAGGUCGUGUAUGAAACGCGCGCGUACACAAAGGCAAUUUUAAACGUGUGCUUUGCUUACACUGCACGUGACGACAUCACAACGGCGGCCAAUCGCAUCCUCACCGCCCUUGACGAAGGCCGGAUACAGUCGUGGCUCAUAUCCGUAUACUUGCUUGAAUACUACCACCCUGUGUGGUUUACAAAGGUUCUUUGGCCCGACUUUGGGUUCUACGACAUGUUGGAAUGCAUCGUGGCCUACCAGCGUGCGGCCCCCGUUGUCUCGCGGUUGCGGGCGCAGCAGUUUGCAGUCGAGCAGCAGGGCCUGCGUGUGCGCUUGAAUGCUUUGCUGGCUCAGCUCGGCGGCGAGGGAGAUGGUCGCUCAUCGCCUUUUGAAGCUGGAACCCGGCAAUCGGAGAAGGUAGCGGCGCUGGAGGAGGAGCAACGGUAUCGGGUGCAGACAUAUGUGCGGGCGCUGCGCGAGGCAGCUAUGGCACGCUAUGCGACACUGGCCGCCGCAUAUGACCACAAUCGCCCCUGUGAUGCUGCUGGCAAGCGCGAAGCAAUCCCCCUCACACGACACACGGCCUCUCUGUCUCUCUGUCUCUCUGUCUCUCUCUGUCUCUCUCUGUCUCUCUAUGUGUCUCUCUCUGUCUGUCUCUGUCUGACUUCUCCAUUAAAAAUAGCGUUGAAACAUCAUGACAUCAUUCAUUUCAUCGUCUAUUAUUAG
Monosiga brevicollis MX1 is the source of this 1294-nucleotide messenger RNA. RefSeq lists its product as uncharacterized. Gene Ontology annotation, molecular function: ditrans,polycis-polyprenyl diphosphate synthase [(2E,6E)-farnesyl diphosphate specific] activity. Gene Ontology annotation, biological process: polyprenol biosynthetic process. Bases 155 to 1294 code for a protein of 379 amino acids. Lineage: Eukaryota; Choanoflagellata; Craspedida; Salpingoecidae. Gene Ontology annotation, cellular component: dehydrodolichyl diphosphate synthase complex; endoplasmic reticulum. The record is from RefSeq and is a predicted model, not a curated record. The transcript has 10 exons.